GGGUAUCUGCACGAGUGUGAACUGCUGUGUUUUUGGGGAUAUUACAUCACUGCAUCGUCAGAGGCUGUUCAGUCUGAGCAGAGCAAGCAAGGCAUCAACAGUCCCCGAUCCUCUCUGACAGCUGAACGCUAGAAAGACUGAUACGACGCCAUCAUCAAGAAAGCAGACACCAGAGCCGCACUGACCUAUUGUCUCACAGACCAGGACGACUUACUGCAGGACCACAGACAUCAUGACGCAGGGAAAGCUGCUAUUAGCAAACAAGGGUACCAAUGAGUCCACCAGUGCACAGGGCUUGGCGUCACCUGCUCCUCCCAGCUAUGAGGAAGCCACCACAAACAUCAGUGCUCCUUGCUACAGUGAUGUUGAGACGCUCACAGAGUUCACCUGGGAUGAUCGCAACAUCAGGAGGGUCUUCAUCCGUAAGGUGUAUACCAUCCUGAUGAUCCAGCUUUUGGUCACUCUUGCUAUUGCUGCUCUUUUCACAUUCUGUGACCCUGUGAAAGACUACAUUCAAGCAAACCCUGGGUGGUACUGGGCCUCCUACGCUGUAUUCUUUGUCACAUACCUGACUCUGUCUUGCUGCUCUGCACCAAGGAGACUGUUUCCAUGGAAUCUGAUCUUGCUUGCCAUCUUUACGCUCUCCCUCUCCUACAUGACAGGGAUGCUGUCCAGCUUCUAUAACACCAAGUCUGUGGUGAUGUGUCUGGGCAUCACAGCAGCAGUCUGCCUCAUAGUCACAGUCUUCAGUUUCCAAACAAAGUUUGAUGUGACCUCAUACCAAGGGGUGCUCUUUGUCUUCUGCAUGGUAAUGUUCGUCUCCGGACUGGUGCUGGCGCUUGUCCUCCCCUUUCAGUAUGUACCUUGGCUGGAUGCCAUAUAUGCUGUCUUGGGAGCAAUAUUGUUUACCAUGUUCUUGGCGUUUGACACCCAGCUUCUCAUGGGAAACAAGCGGUACGCCAUGAGUCCAGAAGAAUACGUCUUCGCCACUCUCAACAUUUACCUGGACAUCGUCUAUAUUUUCUCCUUCUUCCUGCAAAUCUUUGGGACAAAGCGAGAGUAGACAUGAGUAAAUCAGAUCCGCAGACAAUGCGGAUCUGAUGCACCAGUAUGGAAAUUUAGACGAACACGACAAGAAUCUUUUAAAAGAUUGUGGUGACAAUGCUUCCACUUAAAACAGAUUUACUUUUUGCCUGAUUCUGAUAAAGUAAUUGAUACUUUGUGAAUCUCUUCUACAGUUAUACAUACACGUGACAUGACAUAAUCACAGAACCUUUCCCUCUUUUCUAGCAUGUUUGUGAACCCAAACUAUGGGGUACCUUAUUGACACUGUGGUUUCCUCCAUUUAAUGUAAUGAAACAUGCUGCGAGUGUCAGUAUUAAGCUGUUUGGGUGUCCAUAUCCAUAAAUAUAAAUUCCAUGCAAAUGAAAAAUGUUAACUCUCUUUAGGAGGUAUUGGAUCUAAAGUACAUCAUGCAUGACUCUCAAAGAAACUAACUAUGCUAAGUCACACAGUCAUUCCAUAUUUGGACUUUUGCUGUGGGUGGUGAUUUAGUGACUUAGUUAUCUUUUCGGUCAUGUCUAGUGUUGUCUGAAUACUGUGAAUUAUAAGACACCCCUCUUACAGUGUUUAACCGUUCGAGGGUAGGCGACAUGAUUUUUUGAAUGACAAUCUUACAAUAUUUUGUUAUCUUAUCUUAUGCCUUGAUUUGUUGACUCAUAUUCAUUGUAUAUGUAGAUAGUCGGUAUUUUUGAUCAAUUGAACUAUCAAGCUUCUGUUCACAUUGUUGUUGUGAGUCUGUAAUUUUGUCUUGAAAUUUUGUUUUGAAAUAUUUUGAAAAAAGGAUUGUUUAGACUAAGUGGGGGUGGUGACAAAUACUGAAUCUAAGCAUAACAGUGCCAUAUAUGCAUGAAUCUACUGCAAAUUUUGAUAAGGCCGGCAUUUGUGAAGGAACCUUGACUGCUAUAUUUUGUGACAUUUGAAGUUUAUUUUUUUAUGACAGAGUGAUAUAUUUAAGAAAGUGAAAUAUGAAAACUGCAUACUUGUAAUGAAUUUCUAAGUCUUCUUAAGUGACCUUGGAUUACCUUUAUUUGAUCAUAUUGACAUGUUACAUUGCUUCAAGAGCACCUUUGCAUUUCACUGUGGAAGUGAUGUCACUGUAUACAUUUAAUAAAGGGUGAACAUGUA
Mugil cephalus (flathead mullet) is the source of this 2187-nucleotide messenger RNA. Its product is annotated as protein lifeguard 2-like. The record is from RefSeq and is a predicted model, not a curated record. Gene Ontology annotation, biological process: negative regulation of apoptotic signaling pathway. The transcript has 12 exons. The coding region runs from base 233 to 1063 and encodes 276 amino acids. NCBI's taxonomy places the organism in Eukaryota, Metazoa, Chordata, Actinopteri, Mugiliformes, Mugilidae. Gene Ontology annotation, cellular component: Golgi apparatus; membrane; endoplasmic reticulum.